UGGGCUCCAGACCGAGCAGAUCUUCCCCAUGCAGCGCUGCAUAGAGGAGGCGUUGGCCAAGGCCUCAGCUGCUGCGACCACUGACUUGGCAGCUGAGCAGCUAAGUGCCGCGCUCCAUUCCUGCGCUGCAAGCGCAGCAGCUUGUGCAGAGGCAUCACUUCGCUCGAGCGGACUUGUGGAUGCCGUGCCGGGUGUUGCAAAUGCAUGCGGCUUGCUGCAGACAGAGGAGGACUUUGUCGUGGGCGCCAUUUGGUCACAGAUUUGGGCCUUUCUUGGAUGGUACAAUGCUGUGCAGCUUGUGAUCAUCCCGUGGGUUUGCCUUUGGAUGUUCUCCAGCUCGGUCCUGGGUCUGGCACGCUUUGCGCGAUUUCAGUACCAGCUCUUCCGGAUCAGUAUUGACACCUUGCUUUUGAUGGUUCUGUCCAUUUUGACUCAAGUGGAGGACUGGUUCACUUUGUGCACUCAGUGCCUCCACUCUGGCCUGAGCAGGUCUGUUCGGAAAUACUUUCGCCUGGAACGGGACUUGAAGAGGGCCACCAGCUUUGCAGAAUACCGCCGAGCUGAAGAGGCUCUCCUGAAGUUCCAGUCAAGGCAUUCAAUUUGCCGGCCGAUCUGCCGCCGCCCGUCUGGUGCUCGCCUUGCCUGUAGCUGCGAGGAGCACCUGCAAGUGCUCCACAUGGAAUUGGAAAAGUCUUUGGAGGCAAAAGGCACGGAGGACUUGGCAAAGCUAGAGCCUCUUUUGGUGGAUCAAGCUGGCGGGGUGGAGUGGAGCCGCGUCCCAAAUGCAGAGCAGUACUUGGACAAGUUGUGCCAUUGCUUGGAAGCCUCAUGCCAACGUCGAAAGGGUGAGACUGCGGCACUACGAGAUUGGUUGGUGGAUCGACGCAAAGCGAUUGGCCGUACCGCGCUCUGCUUGAGUGGCGGCGGCAGUUUGGCCAUGCACCACAUGGGUGUGUGCCGCUUCCUCCUGGAGGAAGGCUUAAUGCCCAAGAUUGUCAGCGGCGUAUCGGGUGGCUCCAUCGUCGCCGGCUUUCUGGCUAUCCACACAGAUGAGGAGAUUCUCAAGCACGUCUUCGUGCCAGACAUCGUGCAACGGCAUGUUCCUCACCGAUGGUUUCCACACUGGUGGCAGGAGCUUUUCAACUUCCUGCAGCUGGGCGUCUUAGUUCCCACGGAGGACUUCGAGGGUACCUGUCAGGCAUACUUUGGCACUUGGACCUUUGAAGAGGCCUAUCGGCGAACCGGGCGGCCAGUGACCAUUGUGAUCUCCUCAAACUUCUCCAGAAAGCUGCCAGCUUGUGUGAUGCUGAACCACAUGACCGUGCCACGGGUCACCGUCGCCUCCGCUGUGGCCGCCUCUUGUGCAGCCAUUGGCGUAAUGCGGCCCAGGGGCUUGGUGGUGAAGGAUCCUCUCACUGGCACCUUAGCUCCCUUCAACGUUUUGGGCGAGUCCUUCGCCGACGGCUCCUUUACGGCAGAGGUGCCCAAGGAUUAUUUACGCUCCUGCUUCGGUGCAACGCGCUUCCUGGUGUCGCAGGUGAAUCCACACGUGUCUUCCUUCAUGGAUGCCAAGGGAGGUGUGUUGCAUAGCCUUCGAGGGCAUUUUGGCUUUGAUCUUCAGCAGCGCGCGCGAAUGCUCUCCGAGUACAAUCUUCUGCCGUCCUUCUUUGGCCGGGCAAUGUGCCAGGCUACAAAGCAUUUGUCACAAGACUUCCAGGAGAACAAGUCAGGCCUCACUGUGCACCCACCACACGUGGGUUUGGCCUCAGUCAAGGCAGCCAUCUCAAAUCCCUCCCUGCGCGACAUGGAACGCUACAUCCUGCAGGGUCAGCGAAUGGCAUGGGAGAAGGCACAUGAGAUCCGCAUCAUGAUGCUGCUGGAGGCUGCAGUGACUCGAUGCUUGGAGCGCGUGGGUAACGAGCAGGCCUCAUCGACGCCAUACUGCUCCAUACAACCACCACCUGAACCGACAGUCAAGGCAGACGUGCUGAUCGAUGACAGCGCGGCCGGAAGUUGAGUGGUAAUUCCUGCUUGUCCAGUCACAAUGUGCACCAGUCAGGACGCUAUUAGGGGCUCCUGGCAUCGUUACUCGGA
This is a messenger RNA of Durusdinium trenchii, 2094 nucleotides long. The record is from the annotation of a GenBank genome assembly. NCBI's taxonomy places the organism in Eukaryota, Dinophyceae, Suessiales, Symbiodiniaceae.